GCUCAUCCAUCAAACCAAAAGCUACUGUCUUUCCUACCCCACCCUCCUCUCUGCAAAGAGACAGACAGAGAGCGCAAAGGAAAAGGAAAAAGCAAAAGGAAAGGAGCCUCAGAUUCACAACGGUAAAGCUUUUCAACAUCCUGUUCAUUGUAGCCCACUCAGUCUGGCGCCAGAUUCACAAAAGGCUGGCGCCAGGAGCAGAGCAGGGAAGGAUUUGGAAGGGGACCGUCAGCAGAGCACCACCAGAGCAGAGCACACGGAGGGGGACCCUCCAAACGCAAGCAACCAAGCCCAGAGCACAACUGCACGACGCCAGGGAAGAUCAGAGCAGAAAAGAAUCGCUGCAAGAAUGCAGCCGGGGAGCACGGCCAGUGGUACUACUACCGGUGGACGGAGGCGUGUGUCGGUGCAGUCCACGAGGGGUGUCGGCGCGUCGGCAUCGGGGGCGGGGUCGGCGUCGGUGUGGGAGGCGCGGAGGAGGAUGGACGAGGUCAAGGGCGGCGUCAAGGUCUUCAGAGCCGGCGCUGGCGACGAGCCGGCCGACGAGGAAGGGAUGCGGGUGUACCGCCGCCUGCACCGCAACCAGAGCGAGGGCGGCGCCGGCGGUGCCAACGCGGCGGCGAAGAAGAGGAGGAAUUGGAAAGCGUCCGAGCCGGUCACCGCGAUCGGGGAGCUGCGCAAAUCGAGGUCCGACGCCGGGGCGGCGGCUGCUGUGGCGACCUCCGGGGUGGUCGCGAGGCGGGCCAUGGCGAGGCUCACCACGCCGGAGAAGAAGGUAGCGCCCGCGGGCGGCGAGGUGAAGGAGGUGGUGGUCAUCGAGGUGGCGAAGGCCCCAUUGGAGGAAGCCAAGAACAUGGUGCAACAAGCAGAGGAAUUAGACGACGACGAGGACGAGUUAGGCGAGGAGCUGGAGACGGAGGAGGAGAAGCAGAUGCUAGAUCAAGAUCACAUGGCCAUUGACGAGGACGAGACAGCUCUGCACCAAGUGGACGACGACCAAGAUCUUGAGCCACCAGCAAAAGCAGGGAUUAAGCCGUCGCCAUCGUUGGAAGAAGAGAGAGCGGCUAACCCGGGACCAGUGAAGCCGCCUCCAGAGAAGAAAUUAGCUUCCGCGAUCGAUCUCCGAGCAAUGAAUCCGGAGCCCAUGACCCCUCCUCCAGUGGAGAAGAAGCCGACACCAAUAAUAGUUCACCGCAUGACGAACGCAGAGCCGGCAAAACUGUUUCCAGAGAAGAAAGCUUUGCCGUCGACCGGUCGCCGAAUUCAGAAGCAAGAGCCUGUUAGCACUCCUCCCGUUGAGGAGGAGUAUGAGGAGAUUCAGGAUAAGCCAUCUGCACCCAGCAGAAGCCAUGCAAGAAUGCAGAAUAUUGUGGAUUUGGUGAUGUGGAGAGAUGUUUCUAAGUCUGCGCUUGUGUUUGGAUUGGGAACUUUCUUGCUGAUCUCCUCCUCUUAUGCCAAAGACCUGAAUUUCAACACAAUCACAGCAGCUUCAUAUGCAGGCCUAAUCUACCUUGGCCUAAGGUUCUUUAGCAAGUCCAUACUGAAUAGAAGUGAAAAUAUGGACUGUGAUGAUGAGAGGUGCUACCUGGUUGGGGAGGAGGAGGCCAUCUGGCUGCUGAGGCUGGUGCUGCCGUACAUUAAUGAGGUGCUCCUGAAUCUAAGGUCUCUCUUCUCUGGUGAGCCUGGAACCACCAUGAAGCUGGCGCUACUGCUGUUUGCACUGGCCCGAUGUGGCAACUUUGUCACCCUCUGGACCCUGGCCAAACUGGUGUUCUUUGGGGUCUUCAUCAUUCCGAAGGUCUGCUCCUCUUACUCCACGCAGCUGGCAAGAUAUGGCAGAUUUUGGCUGGAGAGGUUUAGGGACGCCUGGGAGUCAUGCUCCCACAAGAAGGCAGUCGUGGCGGCCGUAUUCACCCUCGUCUGGAACGUCUCCUCCACAGUUGUUCGUGUCUGGGCUGUGUUCAUGUUGUUGGUGGCGAUGAAGUGCUACCAGCAGCGCAUGGUGGACUUCGGCUGGAGCAGCACGGUGGAGGGAGCCCAGGAAGCAAUGGUCGGCGCACAACGAGAGGAGCCUCCGGCGAAAGCUGGCACGGCCAGUCCCAAGGACGAGACGGAAGGAUUCAGAGCUGCAGCGCCACAGCACAGGCGAGCACCGGUCUGCUCGCCAGUCUCCGGCGAGUUCGCGAGGGAGAGACUGAGGGUGAGGGGCGGCAUUCAGCCGAGAUGACGUGUAGAAUUUCAAAGGCUGGCUUUUCCUUCUUUUCCGCCUUUUUACUUUUGCCCUUUGUGUAGUUUUUAAUGUUGUGAUCGUGUGAUGGGUAGUGUACACCGGGCAUGAUCCGGGUGUCUUCGGAUGUUCAGGAAUUGGCAGGUAAUAAUGACCCAAAUCUAUACACAACGUUCAUGCAUGGUCCCGAUA
This is a messenger RNA of Phragmites australis (common reed), 2419 nucleotides long. RefSeq names its product reticulon-like protein B21. The transcript has 14 exons. Bases 350 to 2227 code for a protein of 625 amino acids. NCBI's taxonomy places the organism in Eukaryota, Viridiplantae, Streptophyta, Magnoliopsida, Poales, Poaceae. The record is from RefSeq and is a predicted model, not a curated record.